Messenger RNA from Babesia ovata, 5388 nucleotides. RefSeq names its product Chitin bind 4 domain containing protein, putative. The transcript is spliced from 2 exons. Lineage: Eukaryota; Apicomplexa; Aconoidasida; Piroplasmida; Babesiidae. The coding region runs from base 1 to 5388 and encodes 1795 amino acids. The record is from RefSeq and is a predicted model, not a curated record.
AUGGCGAAGCACGGAGUUAAGUUAGACACCCUCAGGGACUGCUUUGAGUUCCUGCAUUGGUUGAAUAGUAGGAAAGAUGUGCAAAAACAGGUGGCUAGAGAACUGGUGACGCGUUAUGGAAAUUCUUAUAAUCAUAUUUCGUUUACGGGCCAACUGCCACCUGCUGUCUCCGAAUUCCUCGGGUACGUGUCCACGUUUUAUAAGAAAUUAGUAGCUACACCAAUUAAGGAAAGUUAUGUCGAUCCACAAGCAAAAGAUGUCACCGAAGCCCUCCUUGACUGCAUUCCCAAGUUCCUCGCCGCUUUGUAUUUUUUGCUCUACAAUGUGGAUUAUAAGUUCGAAGCAGUGGGUGGGGCGAAGUGGAGAGAUGAUAACCCUGGGUGGGAGACUACUUGGUCGAGAUACUUUUGGCAACAAGAGUAUGGAGGUGGGCUGCAGGAUUAUCUCAGGGUGUCACUGAGCGAUAAGUACGGUGGCCUCAUCCCCGGCGGCUUCAGUUACGGCGAGGUGACGUAUGGUUAUGAAUAUGAUUCUCGCUAUGGCUAUCCAUACGGUAAGGAUAUGACUACGGACCUCGAAAAAAUGCUGGGCAAAAAUACCGACCACAAUUAUUUCCGGGACGUAUUUUUUACAACAGUCAUUUCUAAAUCCGGCUUACAGAAAUCGAACACUGCGAACGUUCUUGCAUUGGUGAAAACGUUUUGCCAAAUCGUAAUUGCGGAAAAGAACCCUGAUGGUGGAAGCUUGAAAGCAGCUUUGGAAAAGGAGCUUAAAAGUAGCAAAAAAUGCAUAGAUUGGAAUCAAUUAAAAUCCCAUUGCAAAACCCUUGAGCACCAACUUGGCAAGUUGUUCAAGAUUGAGGGCUUUUCCUACACCGGCCAGGCGCGGAGUGUUAAUGAGCUCAACACUGAGAGAUUUGCGGGGGAGACGGCAAAAUGGUUUAGAAAUAAUCUGAGCGAAGUUCAAAAGAAUGUGGAACAAAUAAAUAAAGAUUUCCCAGUUGACGACACUCUAUAUUUGACUGCUCUUCGGCCUUUUGCAACCAAGAACAUAUUCCCCUACGGUUUUAUAUUUGGUAACCAAGGCUAUGGGACGAUGGGAUACGCGUGGAAGAAGUUGUCAGAUCAUUGGGACAGUGUCAUAGACAUGCUUGGCAGCGAUGGUGACGGUUUGGAUAAGUUGAAAACGCUGCUGGAUGGUGAGCAGUGCCCUCCGCCUCAAAAACCACGAUCAAGGCCGGCGCCUGCGCCCAGGCCCACAAGGCCUGCCAGGCCUGCACUACCAGGGAUGCCUAGAACUUCGGGUGUAAGGACAACCGGUGCAAUGAGUGUUGGAGGUCGGUCGUAUGUUGGUAGUAAGGCUUCUGGUGCUAGAGGAGGAACCGCAAGAGGGAUGGGGCCCCACCAUAGAGGAGGGGGCCAAGUUAGAGGAAGGGCACCGGGGGCUCCAAGAGGUAGCGUACAAGGCCCAGGGAAUAGAGGCGCUCCAGGGGCCAGGGGCACACAGGGGAGCAGAAGUCCAGGGCCUACGGUGCUAAUUCAGCGCCGGGCCUCACAAUCUCAAAAUGAUCCCCAGCAUCAUUCCCAACAACCUCCUCUUGCCUCCAGUGCUCCUGGAGGCGCUGUACUCCCUGCAUCUGUUGGUCCGCCAGGUGGUACGACUCCGAUUUCACCGGCCGGUGAUGUCACUCCAGGUAUGUCAGUCCAUUCUGUUUCAGCUUCUGGUCCAACCGGAGCUCCAGGCCCGACAGGGCCUCAUGGUGAUAAAGGUGAUCAAGGCAAGCCAGGGCCUCCUGGUACAGGGACCACGGUGUCUCCUCAGGACGCAAUUUCACCUGCUACUACGUCGGUUUCAACUCCAUCUCAAGGCUCUGUAGCAUCGCCAGUUCCUCCCCCUCAUCCCGGAGGCCCUUCCAUCCCUGGUAAUCCAGGUGCCAAGGACCAGGAUCCGGGUUCACAUGGCAGUGUCGCUCAUGGUCAACAGCCUACUGCAACUACAGCCCGUGUGCCUCCUCAGUCUCCGGAUGUUUCAGAUUCACGCUCUGGGUCAACUGGUGGCCAGGGGGUUGGUACACAAGGUAGUCAACAUGGUGCUCAACCAACAAGUCAAGGCACCGAUCCAACUCCAAGCGGUGUCGAUACUACGUCGGUUGUCCAGGCGUCUGGUGGAGCUGGAGAGGGUGGGGGGAAUGCAUUCACGUGCCCUACUGCGAAGGUAGAAGUGGAUGGUCUGAAUGGCAAUAAAAUUUGUCUCUCUAAAGAGGCUUUAAGAAGGGCGUCAAUCUUUAAAGAUAUGUGGGAGAACAGAUAUAAGGAGAUGCAGAAGGAAGAUGAGGAGAAGCGUAAACAGGAAGCAGAGGAGGAACGUAAAAAGCAGGAGGAGGAAGAUGAGCGUCGACGUCAAGAUGCGAUUAAAGCUCGGCAUCCCAUUGUGCCGGGGAGUCACUCCAAUUACCAUGUCCGCAAUCCGUACCACAGAUUUCCAUAUAACAGGUGGUCGUCAUCUCCAAGUGGCGACCAAGGGGGAGCCACGCUCGACGGUUUCCCACAGCAUGAUGCAUCGGCAGCAAUUCAAGGUGUGAACAAAAUGAUCUUCGAAGAGCAGGACCUUUGGGACAGGCAUUACCUCCAGCAGGAGCAGGGCAAAAUUGAGUUGCAGCGAAGAGCGCACAGGGAGCGUGAAGAUUUUCUCCGCUCAUCGGCGGCUAGAUUGGCGGCAGCAGGGUCAGCUAAACGGCAUCAAGCACAACAAACAGAUGACGACAACAUAAAUCGGCGUGUUCAAAAUGUUACUAGAACUCGGGUGCCACCCAAGCCUCUAAGCUCCGUAACGCUAGAAGAUGGUGUCACCUCCGCACUGUCAUCGAUGACCCAUAUUACAGACAAAGUAAUUUCACAUCGCAGCCAACAUCCUCCGGCGACACAGCUGCCGAAACCAACACUGUCCGGGCAGCGUCCCGAUUCACCGAGAAAACAGCUGGAGACUGUCACACUAGGUGACCAUGACAUGGCGAACGUAACAAACAUUACAUUUAGCGAUGUUAAAACUCCUGCCGACCCCAAUGCAUACUAUUACGGGGGGCUAACAGGGAACUCUGUGAAAGAUGGCUCAAACGUUAUACGGCGAAAAACAUUUGUUGCAGAUUCCUUAGACGCCAGUAAACAAUUAUUCGAGGAACGACAACGUCGACGCCUUGCAGUGGAUGACCAAAUAAAACAAUCAACGCAAGAAGAAAAGGAUGCCUCCAAGGCAUGGAAAGAUGCGCAGCAAAUAGGGUUAGUUGAAUUUGUGCAGCAGGGCAUUUUCGACGGCCAAGAAGUCAAGCAGCCUGAGCAGCAAACGGACCCACGCCUAUAUCAGCAUUUUAUGAGUCCGACGCCGCCUUUCGAUUUUCAGAUUGACACCGCAGUGCAUCAUUAUAAUAAUUCACAGCCGCCAAACCCGGGAAGCACAAUGGACCCACAGGGCAUCGAUAUUGACGAACAAGUAAUCCAACCAACGGAACGGUAUGAUCACGAAGCUAACCAUACUUCAGAUAUGUUGUCAGUUGCAAACGACUCACAGGUGCCUAAGCUUGUUGGCGGACCAGUUGACCCCGCGCCCUUGGACAUUCGAGACGAAAAUACACGACACAUUGAUUUCGACGGUGUUGCCAUACCCCGGAAUCAGAGGGACAAGCUGUACCUGAAGACACAAACUCCGACCAUCCAGUACACCCCGUGGAAACCGGAUUACGUCACAAGGCCCAGGUCGGACUCACCCGCAGUAAAAAAUCUUAUACAGUCCGACACCAUUUUUCAGGGUCAGAAAAUAAGUCAACCAAAGUUGCAGACUGUUGGUGUACGAAUGCCCCCGCCCCUCACGCCAGUGGAGAUCGAAGCCCCCCCGGGCGUCAUGAUCAAUGAGCCGAUAUGCCCGGCAAACUACCCCAGUGCCACCACUGAAAAGCUCCCACCCACCGAUGCCUCCAACCCGCCGCCCCGAACGGUGCGUGACAUGUUGUGCUGGAUCUGUGAUUUGCCGUAUGCACUAGGCCACUCCGCGCUGAAGCGACACAUUGCGGGCUUAUUUGAAGGCUCUGAAAUAAUUGCAUCGUCGGAGUCUUUCACAGACAACGAUGUCAUCGGUGCCCUCUCCGACACCUGUGGCCACGCCAGCUCUGUGCUUGCUGCCAUGGAGGGGCCUAAGCCCGCUGCCCCUAACAAAUUCCACUACCAGCGCUACGGCGUUCCCCUGAUGCACUACUCCGACGACCCCUACACGCUGCUGUGCCAGUUGCUCAACUACGUCUAUGCGACGUUACAUCAGUUAUUGUUCCUGCGCACCAUGUGCGGGCGGGACACGCAUUCUGGUGGAUGGCGCGACUGCCAGUUUGGUAGAGCUGUGAAAGCGUCCGAAGCCUGGCGAUGCCGCAAAGAUCCAGUAGACCCUAUGCAAGGACAGGACCACGGCUGCGACGCCUCCCCCCUGCAAGGCUUUCUCACCGACCAGUCCGUGCUCCCCACCUACUGGUAUCACAGGGGCGACAUCUGCCGUCGGAGCCGUGUAAGAAUGGGCUUUCGUCCGGACCAUUUACGUCAAGAGUCGAAGCAUGGAUUCUACAUUUACAACAUCCUGACUGGGUUGUCUCCACUGGGCUCCGCCCUCUCCGAGCCACAUGGCCACUGCCCCGACUGGGACCGCCUCAAGGACGACGACCUCAAUGCCCUCCAGGACAUCCGAGGCUCCGCCCCCCCCAUCGCCAACUCCAACCACGACAAGGACCAUUCCAACACCCUGUCCACGCUGCUUGGCUGCGGCAUCACUAACGCCAAGUGCCCACAACUCAUGAAGCCCAUCACCUACCGGGCCUACGCCCUGUACUCUUCCAGCUUCGUCCACCACUACCUCAGCUGGGCGGUCUAUCUGGCAGACAGGCUUUGGGAGUCACUGAUCAGGCUGCACUAUGAUCUCGAGAACCUUAAAUGUCACGACUCCAACUCCAAGGCUCUCCACCAUUGUGACAAGGCUCUGCUCCUCCUCUACAUGCACGGCAUCACCCCGCCGGAGGGUGGAUCGCAGCAGUCACUCACCUGUUCUAAGGUCAUCGAUAAGCUGAAGGAAGUGAUCUCCGGGGAGCCUAUCGCAAGCCUCAUGACCGCCAUGGACAAUUUCCUCUACGGCAUCCGCCUCCCCUUCCUCUACACUGUGUUCACACUCUGGGUCAUCGCCACACUCUACAUCACCCACACGACGCUAUACCGCCUAGACGUCUUGCGCAUCCGUUCCCACCUCCUCACCACCACGGCAUCCCACCUCAUCGAUGUCAAGGCGCUCCUCAGUCACAAGAGGAAGGUGCUGUCACUUUACGACGACGUCGACUACUUCGACGAUGACUUUCACUCAUGA